Messenger RNA from Acipenser ruthenus (sterlet), 6813 nucleotides. RefSeq names its product ring finger protein 150a (gene rnf150a). Lineage: Eukaryota; Metazoa; Chordata; Actinopteri; Acipenseriformes; Acipenseridae. The record is from RefSeq and is a predicted model, not a curated record. The transcript is spliced from 7 exons. Bases 265 to 1551 code for a protein of 428 amino acids.
GCAUCGACAUCAUGAAGCCCCUCCUGCAGCCACCAGUCCAUAAACAACAUUUCGUCUAGCAACCAGACUUGAAUUCACGGGAGACCCGGCAGCAGCACCCAAUCAAUUAAGGAUAACACUGGCCCGAGAUUCCUCGUUGGAGCAGCGAUCUGCCUUCUUCUUAAUCGCCGGAAGAGAAAAAAAACCUUGAAUACAGAGGGGAGGCUGGAGGCAGUCGAGUAGCGCUAAGGCUAGCAGACGGGAACAUUAAGAAACCUCAGAACUAUGGCAAUGUCCCUAAUCCAAGCCUGCCGCAGUCUGGCUCUCUCAACAUGGCUGUUUUCCUUUUGUUUCGUGCAUUUGCUCUGCCUAGACUUCACGGUGGCCGAGAAAGAAGAAUGGUAUACAGCUUUUGUGAAUAUUACUUAUGUGGAUCCCGUGAAUUCAGAGAUCAGAACAGAGAAAACGGAGUGCGGUCGGUACGGGGAACACUCUUUGAAACAGGAUACUAAGGGGGUGGUGGUGAUGCCUUCAUCUACCCAAGACAGACUUGCUUGCGACCCCAACACUAAAUUUGCAGUCCCUGCCAAUGCCAAAAGCUGGGUAGCUCUUAUACCCAAAGGGAACUGUACCUACAAGGACAAAAUCCGCCAUGCUACCAGUCAAAAUGCGUCUGCAGUGGUCAUCUUUAAUGUGGGCUCCAGCAAUGUGAACGAGACUAUUACUAUGCCACAUGCAGGUACAGGAAACAUUGUGGCGAUCAUGAUUCCUGAACCCAAGGGAAGGGAGAUAAUGAUCCUGCUUGAGAAGAAUGUGACUGUAAUGAUGUACAUUAGCAUCGGGACUCGGAAUCUCCAGAAAUAUGUCAGCCGAACCUCUGUGGUUUUUGUGUCCAUCUCGUUCAUUGUGCUCAUGAUCAUCUCGCUAGCCUGGCUUGUCUUCUACUACAUCCAGAGGUUUAGAUAUGCCAAUGCACGAGACAGGAACCAGAGGCGACUUGGAGAUGCAGCAAAAAAAGCCAUCAGUAAACUUCAAGUCCGAACCAUUAGGAAGGGGGACAAGGAAACAGAACAACAUUAUGAUAACUGUGCAGUUUGCAUUGAAGGGUACAAACCAAAUGAUGUGGUCCGAAUUUUACCAUGUCGGCAUCUCUUCCAUAAGAACUGUGUAGAUCCAUGGCUUCAGGAUCAUCGCACAUGCCCAAUGUGCAAGAUGAACAUUCUCAAAGCAUUAGGAAUUCCACCAAAUGCAGACUGUGUUGACGAUAUCCCACCAGAUUAUGAGGGAUCGAUAGGGGGACCCCCAACGAAUCGGAUAACUGGGACCAGUGAGUUAACGGUCAACGAGAGCUCAGUGGUCCUGGAUCCAGCGAUCCGUGCUGUGGGGCUCCCACAGGUCUUCCAGGACAGCGGACCCACACCACAGGCUGGAGAGAUCAUCAUUACCACAAGCAGUGACCAGGAACCAGCGGUGAGCAGCGAUUCAGACACCUCGUUGAUUAUGGGUGUGGAAGUGGGGAUCUCGGACGUGGAGAUCUCCACUGACCAGGACAAUGAGGAGGUUAAGUCCUGAAAUGUCUCAGAUGAGAUCUGUGGUAUUCAGACCAGGCAAUUUCUACCAGAGAAUUACAAAAAUAAAAAUUAAAAAAUUAAAUAAAGCGCCACAGACUGCAAUGCACUGCAUUCGGUCAAGGAAAGCAAUAGCAACACCCUUCUAAACACAACCUCAUCAACACUGAGAUAUUGUUUCCACAAAUACAUUUUACAUAAUUUCAAUCAUAAUACUUCAACCGGCUGGCAAAUAUGAAACAGCGUACGUGUUAUUUAUGCUAUUUUUAUUUUUUGUGUUAUUCCUCACAUUGAGCCACUAGUUACUUCAUGAAGAUAUGUCUUUACAGCUUCCCCACCCUCUGGUUCGCUCCUAAGGGAUAUAAUCCUCAAAUUAAAAGAAUUGCUUCCCAGACAUCACUGCCAAAACAUUCCAGUGAGUUAACCGGACACUACAGUGUUUGUUUGGUUUUUUUAGUUUUCCAGGAUAAUGUUACCUAUGCGUACAUUGUCAAAAACAAGAACAUUGUUGCACAGAAAAUUCCAUAAAUUCGGACCAGUAUCAACUGAUAUCCCUCCCUCCCUCACCCUAGUAUAAACCUCAGAUAUUGGAUAUCAUAAAGCAUAUUGAUAGUGCAGAUUGUAUUUGAUCUCCUGGGAGAAGCAAGAAUUGCACUUCUUCAAGAGUUCUGUGGACUCGGUUCACUGUCUGAUCCCUAUUUUGGAGGAAAAAGAAGAUUGUGUCAACAGAGGGCAAAGUAGUUCUUCACAACAUUCAACUUUGGUUCUCAAGCACUGUACUGUACAGCAUGUGUGUGCAUAAGAUUACCCUCAUUUCAGGAUCUAAUCUAAGGCAUCUCUGGGACAUCUGCUUGAAAGAAAAAUGAUUCUGAGAAGGCAAUGCGGGAGAGAACCAAGCUGGAAAGAUUUUUUUUUUUGAGUGAUUUUCCAUACAAGGACACAACACUCAAAUCCCAAACUGUAUUCAAUGAUAAUGCACAGUUUUGCUGAGCUUUACUGACAGUGGACUACAUGCCUGCCUGGUACAGCUGACCCAGCCAUGCUUUGCCUUUGUAGGAACGUCCAUUUGCCACCACGCAAUAACAUUAGGCGGACACAUAUUCCCUCAGCGCUGUUGUGGAAGAAGGCAUUUGCUAAACAUGCUGGCUGCAAAAUGAUAUAUAACCCUACAUUUCCAAAAACUAAAAAACACUUUUUUUUUUUUUUUAUAGCAUAUCGUGUUAUGUUUUGUACUGGCGAUAUCAGGACAGAUGUAAAAGCCAAAUUAAAUGAGGUCCCUGGUUAAGGGAUUAUCCCAGUCCACUGUUAGAUUGGACUCCCUCAUGCCCACUCUGAUUUCAUCAGCACUCAAAGAAAGCCAUCGAAACUCAAGUGGAUCAUAAGUACUGACAGGCUGUAUGGUCCAUUGGGCCUCUCCAUAUUUUAAUGGACUUUAACAAAGGGAGUAUUGUUUAGCUUACAAUCAUCUGGCUCUGCAGUAUCACUCAUCUUACACUCUUCCAGGGAGGAAACGGACUAGAUGCGACAUGGAUCCCAUUUUCAGGCCUGGCAUAAGAAUUGAUUCGAGAGAGCUUAGGCUCCCAGUAUUGGAUCCUGGCGUUGUCUGGUUAGAAAUUCAGUUCUGAUCACCAAUUGCUUACAUUUACCAAAUUGAUGGUCGUACUUUUUUUAUAAUGAUGUUUCAACUGGGGCAGAAAAGACAACAGUUGAGAUUCCUUGUAAGAACCAUUUCAUUAGUUAUAGGGGAGGUUCAUCCAUAAUAAUCUAGCAGGGCCCAGCACUGAAUGUCAGUUGGUUUCAAUUUCAGCAGUCAGUGUAUUGGGCCCAGAGCACUUCUUGGAUAGAAUGGAAAAUGUUAUAUCAAAUACAGUAUGGCACUUGUUUCAAGAGCACAUUUUUAUUUCUGGACUGGUAGAAACUGUCAGGUUUCUUUUGUAUUGUACAUCACGCAAAAAAACCCCGAAAAAAGGUAUUUGAUUACAUUUAUUUUGUUAAGUUAUACAUUUAUUUUUCUAAACGAGAGAAGAUAAAUCUUGUAUACAUAAUUAAAGUGUAAUUUGGUACAUUGAGUAAUUAUUGAAUGUACAUAUCACCUUUUAAAAUGAAUGAAAAAACUGCAUUUUAUUUCACUCUCUUUGUGUGUGUGUGCCAUCGUCGAAGAUGCAGCUUAAUGUUGAGGAACCCAGAGCAAUCAGUCGGUAUACAGGAACUAAAAGAGCAUAAUUGAGAAUCAAUUUCUUAAAUGUUACAGGGGCAGCAUAAAAUAACACAUUUAAAAGUAAAAUUGUACUUCAUCAUUACACUGAUGAAGGCACUAGCCAAAUAUUGUUAACUUAACAUUCUUUUAUGAUUUACCUUUAUCUUGUAAGAAUGCACAUUUAUGAUUUGCUACCCCAAUUCGACAAGUGCUUUAAAGAUGGUCCUCUCUUGUGCUUACCACUGAUCUAACAGAUAUCCAGUGAGAGACUGGAACAACUUUACUGCUAAAAAUAGGGCUGUGCUGGUUUGAUUAUGUGACACAUAAAAAAAAAAAAAAAGUCGACAGACAAUUGAAAUGGAACUUUUUGCAUUUUAUACUGUAUUUGUACUGUACUGUAAGUUUAUACAAAGUCAUCACAAGAGCAUUGCUGGCUGUAAACAGUGCAGUGAGGCUCUGGAGAGAACCUCUACACAGAAAUAUAAGUAUGAAUGAAAUGCAGCACUCUGAUUAAAUGUGAUGGUGAUAUAUAUAUAUAUUCAAUAUUGCACCCCCCAAGAGUUUAAUAACAGAACAGUCAAAUAUUUAAAAUGUGCCUAUCGUGUGGUGCGCAGGCCUGUUGUGUUAAAGUCAUCGUAGCCUCUAAACUGUAUUUAACGUGCCCUGUUUGGCACCAAUGUACUGCAAUACACUCCUGAAGCAAAAUCACUGGCCAAUCCCAUCACCCCCAAUGUGGAAUAAAAGUAUUGCAACAAAAAAAUAAAUAAAUAAAUAACCUGCCAAAUAUAUGUGCAAUGUGGAAAAAACAAACCAAAGCUUACACAGGGUUUAAUAUUCAUUUUUAUGUUGGCUUUAAAUAUCUUUAAUUUGUUGUUUAUUAUUAUUGUAUCUUAGAUACUGUAAGGCUUUGUACAAAGUGUUCAAGGUAGUAUUACACAGCUGUGCCUGUGGUUGUGUUACAUGAGGACACAGCAAACAUAUGUGCGGAAGAUGCAGGUCAUCCCAUCAUAAACAGUUCUACUACUGGAAUUGGGAGCAGUUCACAACAAAGUCGCCUGUAGAGUAGAUCUGGCAUUGUCUCACAGUUCCGUGUUCUGUAUGCUGUUAAGCAGCCUCCAGUUAAGUAAUAACCUGAUUGCAUUAAACCAGUUCUGAUACUGUAAUGACUGUGGACCUGCGCAUCUGCAAAGGAUUCCAUAGUUCCACUCUCCACUUGAUUCAGGGAUAUUCAUUGACUCACCCAUAGCUAAUGUUUUACUAAAGAUCAUUCAUGUACUGCAGGAGCAGCUAUAGAAAGGGGUGCUAAAAAGGCCUGAUUGUUGAACUGUGUAAGUGGCAUGAAGAUGCAUCCUGUAGAUUUCAGAUGGACAUUUGCACUUUGUAUUAGCCUAUACCAAGUUAAAUUGACAAUAAAUACCAUAAUUGAAUACAAGGUAUAUUGAUUCCACUUAACACUUGGAAGCAUCUGAACCACUACCAUCAGGUAAUGAGGCAGAGACUUAUUGAUUCAAACAGCAGCCUACCAGUAUCAGUACUUAUACAGAUCGUAACUGUUCGUUUUUUUUAAAUAAAUAAACAGAAUAGACUUUGUCGCAAUCGGUUGAUUUCUUUGUCCAAUUUUUCCACUAUUAAUUAACCCUCUAUGAUGUACCGUUUUAUUUCCUGUGUCGGAUGCGACCAGAUAUUUUGUUAUUUUUUGUAUUGAUUUAAAAUGAGUAAAAACGCCAAUUGUCACACCAACUGUUCACUCAUGGGCAUGCCAUUUCAUUGUGAUACUAUUAUUCCGUUCAACCAAACAUUUUGUCUCCACCUGAUAAUGACUCUUGAAUGUUCUGUAGCAGUUAGACUGGAGGUGUGCACUGCUGUCCACAUUUCGCUCGGUCAGUCAGUUAGAGUUUGCUAGUUCAUACUUCCAUGAGUUCAAAAUGUGACUGUUGUCAACAAGAGAAACUCAAGCUUCUUUUUGCUACAUAGGUCUCACGUGUGCAGUUUUGAAAUAAAACACACAUUUAUAACAGUCACAAUUUGAAAAAUCAAAAUGCUGAAAUUUAUUUUUCUUAUGAUCUCUCAGUGCCUACCCCCUUUACAGUUCCAAUCGGUAUUAUUUUUCAUGAAUUAAAUGGCUUUUUUAAAUAAGUUUUUUAUAUGGCUGAUAAAAUGUAUUGUGUUCAUUCUUAUGUUCAUUCAAUAUGUUUGCAGUUCUGUUCUACCAACAUAUACCUGAAUUCACAUGAAAAGCAUGUAACAGCAGUUUACUGUAAUCAGUUGACAAUUCUGUAACUUUAAAGUCCUGUAUGCACGUAAAUAGCAAACAGUGGUGAAAGCCUAAACCUAGUACCAGAUUAAAUCAAUGUAUUUUAUAAGUGUUAUAUGUAAAUUGUGGUUUAGGUUACUAAGGGCCAUCUGUGUUUAUUCUCCAGGCACACUUACCCCGGCCUUGCUUCACUCUUAUAAUAACCACCCUUGAGUGAUAUAAAAACAAAAUGCAUAGCUUCUUAUUUUUAUCUAAAUGCAAAGAUAUUCUAGUUUUGUGAACAUUUCUAGCCAAGUGGCAAAAGUAUUACAUGGUGAUGUUUCCUUUUGUAUACUUUCACAUUCAAUAAUUUAGCAUUGUGCCAGCUGCUAAAAAAUCUGUGCUUAACUAACACACUUGUGAAUUUGUAAAGUAAAAACUAUUCUUCUUGUAAUUAUUUUUAUGUACAGUAUUCUGCGUUUCAGCUGGGGUUUUUUUUUUUUUACUGGAUGUAUAUAGCUUCCAAUAAUGCACUUUAAAAAAACAAACAAAUGGGCAUCAGAGAAUGUUACUUUGUUUCAAAGGGAGAUGUCUAGAAGUAAACAAGCUACAUUAUUGUAUUUUGCUUUACAGUAGAUGCUAAGAACUAAAACUGUCAAAAAAGGGGGACGGGGAUAGUGAUACUAAAAUGUGGAAAACACUAUCCAUCGGAAUAAUGUUUUAGUAUAUAGAAGAUACUGUAAAUAUGUGCAGCUGUGUUGAAAUAAUGCUCUAGUAAGAUGUUGCAACUGUAAAACAUUGUGAGUUCUAAUAAAUUUUAUUGCAAGAUUUCCAUA